This is a messenger RNA of Carassius auratus (goldfish), 2870 nucleotides long. RefSeq names its product protein phosphatase, Mg2+/Mn2+ dependent, 1Ba (gene ppm1ba). Gene Ontology annotation, molecular function: protein serine/threonine phosphatase activity; manganese ion binding; magnesium ion binding. Gene Ontology annotation, biological process: protein dephosphorylation. The record is from RefSeq and is a predicted model, not a curated record. Lineage: Eukaryota; Metazoa; Chordata; Actinopteri; Cypriniformes; Cyprinidae. Bases 433 to 1605 code for a protein of 390 amino acids. The transcript is spliced from 6 exons.
CAUCACACGGAACCCAAGGCAAGCGCGCGGCCGUCAAUGGCACUGAGUAGUGCACGUAACCUGUCUUUAACAUGCAGCUGGGAACUCUAACACGGCUCGAAAUUCAACUCAGAUAACCAAAAGUCUGGUCGCACUCAUUUUGUUGUUGAGCCGAUGUGAAACAGCAUGUUAAAUAUGUUCGUUCCAGCUCGUAUUCCCAGACGAGAGCCGUUGAGGGCAGACCUGACCGUGUGAAUUGAACCGCAUUAGCUAGUCAGCUAGCUGGGUUUACCUUUAGCUGCGCUAGUCGAAACGAGCUAAUAUCACCAACGGUCCAAAUACUUAGAUGUUUAGAGAUAGGGUUCUCGUCAGAAAGUCACACUUGACGGCCGCCUGGACCGUGGCGUCUACUGGAAGGGGAAAUUCGACUUAAGAAAUACGGUGGCCUGAGCCAUGGGGGCGUUUUUAGAUAAGCCCAAAACAGAGAAAUACAAUGCGCACGGGAAUGGGAACGGCCUGCGUUUUGCCCUCAGCAGCAUGCAAGGAUGGAGAGUGGAGAUGGAGGAUGCACACACUGCAGCCGUAGGCCUCCCACAUGGCCUGGACGACUGGUCCUUCUUCGCUGUCUAUGAUGGGCAUGCCGGCUCGCGUGUCGCUAACUACUGUUCCAAACACCUGUUGGAACAUAUCGUCGCUGCGGGGUCAGCAGAUGAACUGCGGAAGGCUGGAGCUUCGGCACCCGAGACACCAGCCAUAGAAGCGGUGAAGAGAGGUAUCCGUGCCGGCUUCCUGAGGAUUGAUGAACACAUGCGCAGCUUCACAGACCUGCGAAAUGGCAUGGACCGCAGCGGUUCUACUGCUGUGGCUGUGCUGCUCUCCCCAGAACAUCUGUACUUCAUUAACUGUGGGGACUCACGUGCCCUUCUCUGCCGCAACGCGCACGUCUGCUUCUCCACGCUGGACCAUAAGCCCUGCGACCCACGGGAGAAGGAGCGUAUACAGAAUGCAGGUGGCUCUGUAAUGAUCCAGAGGGUUAACGGAUCGCUGGCUGUAUCCCGAGCACUGGGUGACUAUGACUACAAGUGUGUAGAGGGCAAGGGCCCCACAGAGCAGCUCGUGUCACCAGAGCCUGAAGUAUUCGAAAUCGCUCGGUCAGAUGCGGAGGAUGAAUUUGUGGUGCUGGCGUGUGAUGGUAUUUGGGAUGUGAUGAGCAAUGAGGAGCUGUGUGCCUUUGUGCGAUCGAGGCUGGAGGUGACAGAUGACCUAGAGAGAGAGUGCAAUGAGGUUGUAGAUACCUGUCUACAUAAGGGAAGUCGAGAUAAUAUGAGUAUUGUAUUAGUCUGUUUGCCACAUGCACCCCAGGAGUCAGAGGAGGCGGUAAAGAGAGAUGCGGAGUUGGACAAGUACCUUGAGUCACGUGUGGAAGAGCUCAUAUUGAAAGCAGGGGAAGACGGUGUGCCUGAGCUGGCGCAUGUCAUGAGCAGCCUGUCCCAAGAAAGCAUCCCCAGUCUCCCACCAGGGGGCGGCCUGGCCAGCAAACACAGUGUUAUUGAAGCAGUGUACAACCGUUUGAACCCCCAAAGAGAAGAGGAUGGUAGUGCUGCUGACCUGGAGGACCCGUGGUAGUCGUCCCACCGGAGGAAAGAGCACCUUUUCUACACAAGACAUUAGUCAUGUUUCUUUUGUUCCAGUGAAACCAAGAGAUUCAACGGACAUUCUUUCAAGAGUCACAACACAACGGAGAAACAGUACAACCAAAAGCAUUACAAACAUACUUUUUUCUAUUAUAUGAGGGAAAGAAUGGAGUUCCAGUUUUAAAAACAAACUUAAACACAACAAUAACAAAAUACAUCAUACAAUAAAAAAACUCUUUUUCUCACUUUUUUGUGGUGGCUGUGGGUGUUCUUUUUGAAACGGAGGAUGUUUUGGGAGAUGGACCCACGUACGUGCUGUGGUGCCUUUUCAAGUCAUCUGCGAAUUCAAGAGAGGUUUGUUAACGCCAGAUGCCCUGGGGCCAGGAUACAGUUGAGAAACUUGGCUACGUGAGACCACUGCAGCCCUUGGUAUGGGGUUAUGGAUCAUCACUGGCUUUAAUUGAGGAUAUAUUGACUGAUGAAUGCGUGUGGAUCAUGUUUUAAAGAAUUGCUCCAUUACUACAUAGCCUGCGUGGAAAGCUUGUCGGCCUUUUGCAUCUUUCCUUUCACAUGCACUGACUGACCUUUAGGUAGAACCUCGGACUCGACUCUGCUUCGUUUUGCAGGUUAUCACUUGAUUGGUUGUUAUAAGCUUUUUAAUCCUGCUGUUUCAGAGAAUAUAGAAUAUAUAGAGAGAAAUAUAUAUAAAUUCAUAUAUAUAUUUUUUAUUUUUCCCAAGUUUGACGUUCUUUGUGGCUUAACAUGUGAAGCAAUAGAGUUGUGUUGGUGGUGACCGAUGAGCGUGCCACAUUGUGUGAAUUACUUUAGACACACUGAGAUAUGUUGAUGUACUUGUGUAACCCAGACCCCCAAGAACUGUGGGUGAUGUUGGCUAAAAGGGAUUGUAAGUACCCACCAAAGCCACGCAGCUUCUCUCAGCUCCCCAUCUGUAUUAUAUCUCUGUCUUCUUCCGUAUCAGCCCUCACUUUCACAAUGCAGAUGUGAACUUACAGCAACCUGCCUUCUUUUUUUUCCCCUCAAGAGUAUAUUGUGAAGUGGUGUUUUUUGUUUUGGUUAGCCGAUCAUAAAAAUACUAGCUUUGUGAUGAAUUCACAGAAUAUUUUCUGGUUCAUCAUGCAAGUGUAAUGUUGGUUUUGCUAAUAUAUAUAUUUUCAGCAGUAAAUGGACUAUAGUACUCACUGGCCUCAGAACCUGAAAGGUGAUGUUAAGCAGAACAAUAAAGAUUCAGGAAAAGCA